AUGGCUGAGACACCGCUCGAUAACAGUUCAGCUCCAGCUCCAGCUCCUGCUCCCGCUCCCGGGGUGAAAGACGGCAUAUCACCGCCGAAGCCCUACCAUGCGAAGCGCCCUCACAAAAAGUCCCGGUCCGGCUGCCAAAACUGCAAGGCGCGCAAAGUCAAAUGCGACGAGUCGAGGCCAACCUGUCGAUCAUGUAAGCUGAGACAGGCCGAUUGCGUCUACCUGUACCCUCAGAAGACGCAGCAGUCCAUUGAAGCGACUUCCUCUUCAUCGCAACAAUCGUCAUCCCCACAGCAGCUCAAGUCUGCAGCCGCCUCCGCGACUGGCAUCUCCGACAUAGCCUCGACGUCGUCCGUCUUGUUUUCGGCGCCCAUACUCGCAUAUGCGGACAAAUACAAUGGCCAGACUCCGCCCAUACCCAUCGAAUUACUCUUCCUCCCGACCGGAAUCGACAUGGCGGACAUGAAAGCCCUCUGGUUCUAUGCGACCCAGACAUGCGGCUCCUUCUCUACAUUGGGCAAUGAAGGGCACCGGUCAAUCAUGAGAAGCCUGCUCGUCCGCUACGGAUCCGAAUCGCCUUUUCUGAUGGACACCAUCUUCGCCCUCUCCAGCUUGCACAUGAUGCAGCUGAACCAGCAAUUCGAUGCGCAGCGUGCCCUGACAUAUCGAGUCAGGUCCCUGGCGGGAUAUCGCAAGGCAAUCGAGGAAGCCAAUCCAGUAGACUUCCCUGCCCUGCUGGCAAACUCUCUACUUAUAACUGCGUUAUCAUCCCAGAACUUCAGGGAGGCCGAUGGCAAAGACCUUUAUAUUCUCGACUGGCUCGUUGUAUGGAAAGGCAUCGUCCUCGUGAUCAACCUUGUUUCCAAGUCUACUAUUCUUGAAUCCGGCAUGUGGUCUCUAUUCUUCCGGCCUCGUAUAGACAUUGAGAAAUCCGCCUCUUUCAUCCCGGAGAAACUUCUCACCAUGAUUUCCGCCAUCCAGCCAGGCGAUCUCGACUACUCUUUCAAGGAUGCAUAUGACCAGACGUUGAAAUACAUGGGCAGUUUGUACAUGGACUUGGCGGAAGGCCCUUCUAACCUGAUGUGUCUAAGAGUCAUAACGAUAUUCACCUUUGUCCCUAGAGAAUUCAUUGAUAUAGCUCGCAGCUUACAGCCGCGCGCGCUGGUAAUUCUUGCUUAUUUUGCAACCUUCUUCAAGCUAGUUCAGGCAGAAGUAUGGUGGGUAGAAGGCAUCGGAGACCGCACAAUACGAGACAUCUGCAAAUAUGUUACCCUGGAAUGGUAUGAGUAUAUGCGAGUCCCUUUCACAGCUCUUCAUACAACAGACAGCACACAGCUUGCUAGAGUCAUACUCGGAGACAUGGAGAGCAUUUCGCCCCAAAAGAAUCUCAUAGACUAUGCUCUGCAGCUAAGCUGA
Molecule: messenger RNA, 1416 nt
Organism: Trichoderma gamsii
Lineage: Eukaryota; Fungi; Ascomycota; Sordariomycetes; Hypocreales; Hypocreaceae
Exons: 1
Coding region: 1-1416 (471 amino acids)
Biological process (GO): regulation of transcription by RNA polymerase II
Molecular function (GO): zinc ion binding; DNA-binding transcription activator activity, RNA polymerase II-specific
Source: RefSeq, a predicted model, not a curated record